AUGGCGGCGGCCGCUCUGAAGAGAUUUUGGUCCCGUGGUAGCGGAGAGGCGGGUGACGCGGCUGUUGUGAAGCCGGGCGUGUGGACGCGAUUCGGCGUCUGGUCCCGUGCGCUGCUCCGGGACUAUGCAGAGGCCUGUAGGGACGCGGCGGCGGCGGCCCGGGCCCAGCCGGCCCGGGCGACCCUGUACGCAGGGCUACUGGGAGGAGCAGCUGCGUGCUUCGCGCUGGCGCCGAGCGAGGCGGCCUUCGAAGAGGCGCUGCUCGACGCUUCGGGAACCUUGCUGCUGUUGGCGCCGGCCACGCGCAACCGCUGCUCGGAGGAGUCUGUGCAGCGGCUGCUCUGGCUGCGGGGCCGCGGCCGCCUGCGUCACCUGAACCUGGGGCUCUGCUCGCUCAUGUACGAGGCGCCUGUGGAUGCCCAGGCCAGCCUCUACCAGGCCCGCUGCCGCUACUUGCAGCCCCGCUGGGCCGACUUCCCGGGCCGGAUCCUGGACGUGGGCUUCGUGGGCCGCUGGUGGGUGCUGGGGGCGCGGAUGCGCGACUGUGACAUCAAUGACGAAGAGUUCCGCCACCUGCCCGCGCACUUACGUGUCGUCGGGCCGCAGCAGCUUCGCUCGGAGACCAACGAGCGGCUCUUCGACGCCAAGUACCAGCCGGUGGUGCUCACGGACGACCAGGUGGACCAGGCGCUGUGGGAGGAGCAGGUUCUGCAGAAGCAGCAGAGGGAGCGGCGAGUCCUCGGCCAGCCCGGCGUGCGGGGCUGA
Molecule: messenger RNA, 765 nt
Organism: Chrysochloris asiatica (Cape golden mole)
Lineage: Eukaryota; Metazoa; Chordata; Mammalia; Afrosoricida; Chrysochloridae
Gene: TIMM29
Product: chromosome unknown open reading frame, human C19orf52
Exons: 2
Coding region: 1-765 (254 amino acids)
Biological process (GO): protein insertion into mitochondrial inner membrane
Cellular component (GO): TIM22 mitochondrial import inner membrane insertion complex
Source: RefSeq, a predicted model, not a curated record